AUGUUCGCCUUUGCACUCCUCUCACUGCCCAUAGCCCUCGCACUGGCUCAGUCCGCGUCCAGUCAAUGCGUCGCGCCCCGCCCACUCUCCCUGUGUUGCCAGGAGCUGGAGCCGUUCAGCGACGAUGCUUACGUCUGGAACGACUGUGGCGUGUACGUCUCUGACGAGAGCAUUCUAGUGGGCACUCUAUGCGAAGCUGGCGUAUCUUGCGCAGCGCCGACCUAUGAGGGCUUCUAUAAUAUUUGUUGCUCGGGAUACAUGAAUUGUGGGUCAGGCACGGACGGCCCGAUUGGACUCAACUGCACGGGAACUGAGGUUACCUCUGAGUAA
Messenger RNA from Sparassis crispa, 330 nucleotides. RefSeq lists its product as hypothetical. Bases 1 to 330 code for a protein of 109 amino acids. NCBI's taxonomy places the organism in Eukaryota, Fungi, Basidiomycota, Agaricomycetes, Polyporales, Sparassidaceae. The transcript has 3 exons. The record is from RefSeq and is a predicted model, not a curated record.